Molecule: messenger RNA, 1022 nt
Organism: Acaromyces ingoldii
Lineage: Eukaryota; Fungi; Basidiomycota; Exobasidiomycetes; Exobasidiales; Cryptobasidiaceae
Product: TAFII28-domain-containing protein
Exons: 2
Coding region: 22-912 (296 amino acids)
Biological process (GO): transcription initiation at RNA polymerase II promoter; RNA polymerase II preinitiation complex assembly
Cellular component (GO): nucleus; transcription factor TFIID complex
Molecular function (GO): protein heterodimerization activity; transcription coactivator activity
Source: RefSeq, a predicted model, not a curated record
CCCUCGCUGAGACACGACACGAUGGAUGCGCCUUCGUCGCGCGGCGGAGGCAAGUCUGGCGGAGGCGGUGCGUCCCGAGGAGGCGGUGGAGGAGGAGGCAAGGGUAGAUCAAAAGCAAAGACGCCUCGACAGGGCUCGGUUGAUUCCAUGGGAGGAGACGCGACGGCGAUGACGACGUCGACGUCGACGUCGACGCCUACAAAGGCCAAGAAGGCCAAGGGCAAGGGUCGACCGCCCGGCUCUGGGUCAGGCGGCGCCAAGGGUGGGAAAAAGGGGCGGAACAGGAGCGAGACGAGGGAGAGCAGCCUGGCGGGCAGGGGCUCGGCCGUGCCGCUCGACCAGGAAGACGCCAGAGGCGGUCCUUCGUAUGGAGAUGGAAACGAGACACGGUAUGGGAACGAGGAAGAGGAGGACGAGGAGGAGUACGAAGAGGCAGGCGCUGGCGGCGAAGAUGGCGCAGAAGAUGAGGCCGAGGGUGACGACGAAGGGCUGCUCGAGGAGGACGAGUGGAUACGGCAAGAGGCCGUUCAAAAGGCCCGGCAGGCCAACAUUGGGCCCCUUGUAGAUGCAAUGACCGAGGACCAGCGCGAGCGCUUCUUUGCUUACCGCUCGCAGAAGCUCGAGAAGAGACACGUCCGCAGACUCGUCAACCACCUCACCAACCAGAGCGUCACCGACAGCGUGGCCACCCUCGCAGCAGGUGCGGCCAAGAUCUUUGUGGGCGACAUCGUCGAGCGAGCCCGGGCCGUGCAGCAAGAAAAGGGACAGGCAGGCCCGCUCAGGCCAGAGCACCUCCUCGAGGCACACCGGCUCUACCGGGAGGAGAGAGAGAAGCCGGGCAGGUAUCCACCGGGAGCACCCAACGCAAGCGCAGGUGUGGCAGGGAGCGGCAAGAGGAGGCGGAUGUUCUAGUCCUUUGUUCAUCAAUAUUCCAUCAAUGUAUCUCUAUCAUGGUAGCACGCUUGGCACAUUUGUCUUUCUCCUACUCUGCCUUCUUGGCCUGCCUCGCCUCGAUCUUCUCC